CUCUUCACUUUCGGCGGCUCUGUGGCUUAUAGACAUGUUGACAAGCAUGGACGUGUCAAAACUUUGCUUGAUUUUGCUGUUACCACUAGCUGUGUCCCAUGAUGCUGAAGAGACUGUUGUGAAGACAGUUAGGAGAGAACAUGAUGUCACUCGGAUUUGCAACAAGGAAAGACAGACUACUAUUGUUUUGAUUAUCUGUAAGAUCAAAAGUCAGAGGGACACAGGAGGACAGUGUCAUCUGCUGUAUCGACAUGGAGAGAACUUUACUCAGGAAUGUGACGCCAGGUUCUCAAUAAUAAAAGAAAAUCAGACUGCCUUUCUUGAGCUGACCAGUUUAACACCAGAUGAUAGUGGGAACUACACCUGUGAGUGUACAAAUACUGAAGGGACAUAUAUUGUCCAUAUCAGUGUCACUGUAGAAGACACAAACGAGGCCCAGACUUCAGCAGAAAAAUCUUUUUCCGUUUAUCUGCCCGGUGCUGUGAUCAUCUUUAUAACUGGAGUUAUUGUGGGAUUUAUCUACUGGAGGAAAAGUAAUGGUGGCUGCUUAAGGUCAGGAACAUCUGGAGUGUCUGUACCUGAAAAUCCCAACGGUUUGGAUGACGAUGAGCCAGAUCAGCCCUACACAAACCUUCAGCAGCCAUCGAAUGAUUCCUAUCAGACUAUCAUCUCAGUGAACCAUCAACACGACAACAAGACACGCUCAGCAAGAAGCACAGGAACUGUCGGAGUGGAUAAUAAAGCUCUAUGAGACAUUUUAAAGUAUAUAAAACUUUAGGUGACAUACUAAUAUAAUAAUAUUCAUAUAUUAUAAUAAAUGUCAAUCUUUUCACACUGGACAUUUGUUAGUAACGGAGACCAUUCAGUCAUAAUACUCCAACUCAGGCUC
Pelmatolapia mariae (spotted tilapia) is the source of this 889-nucleotide messenger RNA. RefSeq lists its product as uncharacterized. The transcript is spliced from 5 exons. Lineage: Eukaryota; Metazoa; Chordata; Actinopteri; Cichliformes; Cichlidae. The record is from RefSeq and is a predicted model, not a curated record. The coding region runs from base 35 to 751 and encodes 238 amino acids.